AUAAAAAUUACAUUUUGAGAUGACAGAAUUUCUGAUACGUUUUUUACAUUGAAACUUGUGUGUGAUACUGUGAUUGACAAUAAUUGUAACAUAAAAUUGUCAUGAAAUCGUUUUGUGAGAGAUGAGUGUCUUCGGGGAUUUUCAACGUGUGUGGGUGCAACGAUUUCCUGAAAGUGCCUUGCCAGCCGCUUGGGAGGAAGAUGUCAGGGCCAAUUUGGCUAAACAUAAACAAAAAGUAGCUAUACUUAGAGAAGAAUUGGAGAAGGAAGAAUUUUACGUUGAAUAUUUGGAGACACUGCUGUCAGAUGUUGAGAAGCACAAAGCAGCUGCUCAAAGCAAUAGGGCGGCACCGCCCUCUGGGACUGACACCCAUGACGAUAAGACUUCUGAUAGCAAACAGGAAUCAAAUACAGAUUCACUGUCAAAGAAGAGUGAAAUUAGUUUGACAAGUAGUAAUAAUGAAGAACUUACAAAUGAACCACUAGAGACUGAAGAAGUGCACCUCAGGCCAAAACCAGUGCAUAUUGGGGAGAGGAGUUCUGUUAACCAAUGCAUCACUGAGCUAUCUACCACUCUAGCAGUAGAGGCUCGGAGAAGAUGUAAUAGUGAAGUGGUGCAGAGAACUGAGCCAGAAAAUGAUAGUAAUGCUGUAGAACAAAAAAGUCCAACUAAUGCUAAAAACCGUCCAAUGUCUCAAACUGGUGAUUUUGUAACAGUUAUUGAAGUAAAUGGUCUGAAAGCAGCUGAAAAUGCAUCUAAAAAGACUGAAAACUCGCCACAAUCCCCUGAAAGUGCUACUGCAGAUUCAACUGUGGCAUCAAAGAAGAAAGUCCCGCCAAAGCCUCCACCGAAAGUAUUUAGCAAACGUGGUGCAUCGUUACCAGAAAGUGGCCUUCCAGAAGAUAGCCCCCCUUCCUCACUUGGACGGAGACUUCGGAAUGCAGAGUCCCGAGAGUCUAUCGCCAGCCGGGCAUCUACUCCCUCAAUAAGUGAAAGGGUAAAAAGCUAUGAAUCUAUAAACUCUUUGUCUUCUGAACGUAAACGAUCGGGAGGUGCUGCAACUCCGCGGUCCAUAGAUGAAGAAAUAACUUCCACUACACCUGACUUACCUGAAGGAAAUGAUGCUGACAAAUCAGCCCCUGUCUCGCUAGAGAGUAUCCCGGCUGCAGUUCCCACUAAUGAAGAUGAACCAUAUUACGACCAAGUACCAGUUGAUAUCAAUGAUGGAGAAUAUGUUUAUAUACAAGCGGGUGGCACGGGUUCUAGCGAGGAUGCGUCGAGCGGCACCAGCACGCUGCCGCUGAGCACAGGUGCAGGGCCCACAGCGCCCAGCGCGCCCUCCGCGCCCACCGCACCACGCGCACCCGACUCCCCCACCUGCGCCACUGCGCCCAAUUAUGUCAAUAUACACUACUUUAUACAGCAAGCCGGCGAGGGUGCGGAGCCCAGCGAGGCGGGCGCCGAGCUAGCGGACUCGAGCGACACUCCUCUAUUGCUUAGGACAAUUUCCUCCGACACAGAGGCGAGCGCGACACCGCCUGUAUUAAGAAAGCUACAGCAUCAGGAGUCGAGUACGAGCAGCAAUGCGGAGGCAGAGCGGCUCACGAUGCACCGCUGCAUCGUCACCAGUAUUAUUGAGAGCGAGACCGUAUACGUUGAGUGUCUAUACGUCAUGGAAAAGUAUAUGAAUGCAAUAAAAGCGACGUUGUCGACUUCACAACCUGUGAUAACCGAAGAGGAGUUCAACACGAUAUUCUACAAGAUAUCUGAGCUUCACGAACUGCACAAGAACUUUCUAGAAGGACUCAAAGCGGCCGUCUCUAGUUGGGAAGAGCCGCUCUCUGUUGGAAUACAUUUCAAAAAGAUGGCGGAGAACAUAAACGUGUACGGUGCGUUCCUGCACAACUACGGGCGUGCGACGGACGCGGUGCGGCGACGUUGCGGCAGCUCCCCGCGCUUCGCCGACCUCACGCGACAGAUCGCAUGCCGCGGACAGCCCAUGUCGCUAGAUGAUCUGCUGCACAAACCUGUCGCCAGGGUGCAGAAGAACGCGCUCGUACUGCAUGAUCUCAUAAAAUAUACACCCGCUAGUCACCCGGAUCACGCCAUGUUGACGGACGCCUUGAACAUGACGCAACAUUUCCUCGAUGAAUUCAACAUUAUACAGACAAAAUCACUCUUCCCCAAUGCUGAUCGUGCACAGAGGCGUCUCGUGAAGAACUCCUUUAUUGUUGAAUUGUCAGAUGGCCACAGGAAGCUGAGGCAUUUGUUCCUCUUUAAUGAUGUCAUCGCUUGUGCCAAAUACAAGGCGUCAGGUCGCGACAAGUUCACGUUCGAGCUGAAGUGGUUCAUCCCGCUGCCGGAGAUCGUGGUGGUGGAGGAGGAGAGCGCGGGCGCGGGCGCGGCGGCGGAGGCGCGAGAGACCUCGCCCGCUAACAUCGUGGCGCUCAAGUCGCAGGCCUCCACUGUGCGCGACCAGAUACUGGCAGAGGAGCGCGCCGUGCACGAUGACAAGAAAAUCCGCAUCGGCGGUCGCGGCGCCGCGGAGAAGCAGCGCAAGAAGCUGACGGAGCUGGAGGGGCAGCUGGUGCUGGCUUCACCCAACCUGGUGUUCCGCGUGGGCGCCAAGCCGCCCGGCGCCACCGCGCUGCAGCGACAGCACAUCUUCUUCCUCAGCUCCGAGUACGAGCGCACGCAGUGGAUUGAUUCCAUACACGCGUUACAGGCGUCAUCAGCGCCCCCUGGCGGGUCAAACGCGAUAUCAAUGCUGGAGCUUCAAGCGUGGGUGACGGCGUGCCGCAGCUACCUGCAGACAGACAUGGGCUCGUACCUGCUGCGUAGCGGUCGCGAUGACUCGCUGCUGCUCGGUGACCUGCAGCUGCACAUCGGGGGCAUGACCGCGCCCCUCGACACCGCCGCCGAUUACUAUGUGGUGGUGGAGGUGGACUCGUACGGGCACUACUUCCGCAAGGCCAAGUCGAAGCUGGUGUGCCGCAGUGCACAGCCGCGCUGGAACGAAACCUUCACACUCGACCUCGAAGGUUCACAGAACCUGCGUCUGCUGCUGUACGAGGAUGCAGCCAGACCAGUGCUAAGAGGGAAAUGCACACUCAAGUUAUCCAAGGAGUGGGUGGCGGAGAGCGCAAGUGGGGGUGUGUCGCGCACAGUGUGCUUGGGCGGAGGGUCGUUGCCUCUACGCCUGCGCCUGCUGCCUCCAGAGCGGUCCUCGCGCCGCGUACCCUCAGCCAAGCCCGGUGCACUAUUCGGUGCUAAGAUCACACACGUCGCCAAACGCGAGAAGCGCAACAUUCCGUUCAUAAUAAGCGCGUGUGUACGCGAGGUGGAGCGUCGCGGAAUACACGAGGUGGGAGUGUACCGCGUCUCCGGCAGCGCCUCCGACCUCAACCGACUCAAGAAGAGCUUCGAGACAAAUGCUUACGAGGCGGAGCAGCUGCUGAAGGAGGUGGACAUUCACUCAGUGACGGGCGUACUCAAGUUGUACCUGCGCGAGCUGCCCGAAGCGCUCUUCACCGACGCCCUCUACCCUGAACUGCUGCGUGCUUGGGGCUCCGCACAGGGCGUAGGCACAUCGGUGGACUCAGGUCCGGCACACACGCGACGACACGCGCUGCUCAAGUGUUACGCGCAGCUUCCCGAUCUCAACAAGAACUGCAUCGACUUCCUGCUCAACCAUUUCGUAAAGGUAAACCAGCAUGAGGGCGAGAACAAGAUGUCGCUGCACAAUCUCGCGACGGUAUUCGGGCCGACGUUGCUGCGGCCUUCGGGAGCUGGCGCGGGCGCCAAGCAGCGCACCGACCUGCUGGCGGCAGGCACGGUGGACGCCAUGGCCCAGGCCGGCAUCCUGUACUGCCUGCUGCAGCAGCGCCAGCUCGCCGCGCAGCUCUCCUCGCACUCGCAUCAUCGAGCGCCCGCACCAGCACUCCUCGAGUAGUCCACAUCAAGUAUGUAACCCACUUACUGUCAUUCAGUGGUCACUAAGGCCGACCCUUUAGUUACUACCAAUUAAAUUUAACAUAAUAAUGUAAACUAAAAGAGACCCUAAGGACUCUACGGAAAUUCUACACUAAGAGUCACCCUUAGAGAAGAAUUAACGAGUUGUAACGAUUACAAUAUACUGAAUUUAUUUGGAUUCGUUAGUUUGUUACAGCUGCAAAUAUGAAGCAAGUUACAUUUGCAUACAAAAGGCAUGUUCUAGACAUCAGUUUUUGUUUCAUAUUCUUUUUGAUUAUUAUUAUUAUUAUU
Molecule: messenger RNA, 4263 nt
Organism: Papilio machaon (common yellow swallowtail)
Lineage: Eukaryota; Metazoa; Arthropoda; Insecta; Lepidoptera; Papilionidae
Gene: RhoGAP1A
Product: active breakpoint cluster region-related protein
Exons: 21
Coding region: 122-3952 (1276 amino acids)
Biological process (GO): positive regulation of GTPase activity; intracellular signal transduction
Cellular component (GO): membrane
Molecular function (GO): GTPase activator activity; guanyl-nucleotide exchange factor activity
Source: RefSeq, a predicted model, not a curated record